AUAAGAAAUGAGCGAGCGGAAAAGAGUCAGCAGGUCAUAUUCACCAUUCAGUCAAGUCAAUAACUCCUUGGCGAAGCAGCAGUACUCCUUCUCGAAGGGAGCUAGAUUUCCAAAAGUCAAAAGCCCUGUUUGAAAGAACGACUACCAAGUCAGGUCUAGUUUUGAAACCAAGAAAAAGAGCAUAUCUGGCUUUGGAAUUGGCCAAAGAUUUGAUAGAGUUAAAAAAUUAGGACCAGAUCCAGGGGAAUAUGACUCCAAGAAUACUUUCAAUAGCAGAUCAUCCUCCUUACCCUCUUACUCCUUCGGAGGUUCUUCAAAGAUUUAUAAGAAGGCUGUAGUACAUAAUAUGGUGGAAGCCCCUGAUAAUGACAUCCCUGGUCCAGGAAGUUACGCUCCCAAAGGAAUGCUUGGCAAAGAAGGGUGGAAAAUUACAAUGGGCAUCGGGAAUAAAUAAACCAGUUGACCAUGAUCAUCAUUCCAAGAGAUUCGUACCAGGACCUGGCCAUUACAGAACAAAGGAUGAGAUCAGCCCUAACGGAAUUUAUCAUACUUCUCAAUUCAAAAAUAUCAAGUCAUUGCCUUAUUUGGGAACUGGGAGACGAUUCAAAGAUAGCUCAAAUGACGUCCCACCUCCUGGGAAAUACGAUCCUAAACAGAACUAUUUCAUCAAGAGUAACAAGCCAAUCAAUAGACUUUAUGGUUUCGGAAAAGAUUCCAGAAAAUCUAUGGAAAUCAAAGGGAUCCUAUCAAACCCCGGCCCUGGGUCCUAUAAUCUGCCUGGAGCAUUCGCAUACGAAGAAAGUUCGAACCAGAAGGCUAAAUCUAGGAACUUUGAGCCGAUUCCAGUUGCCCUGACCCAGAGAGGCAAAAGAACACAUGGUACAAAUGACUAAAUUCUCAUGCUCUCUAAAUCAAAAUACAAAAUUUCAAGUA
Moneuplotes crassus is the source of this 933-nucleotide messenger RNA. Lineage: Eukaryota; Ciliophora; Spirotrichea; Euplotida; Euplotidae. The record is from the annotation of a GenBank genome assembly.